AUGUCUGCUACUGAAGUCCCGGGAUUGCACGUCGAUAUUGCUGCUCUGAAGGCUGGUGAGGUGGACUUGGGAACGACAAUUAUGGCCGUGAAGUUCAAGGAGGGUGUUAUUAUCGCAGCAGACAGUCGAACGACAACCGGCUCUUACAUCGCCAACCGCGUAACCGACAAACUGACACAACUCCACGACACAAUCUGGUGCUGCCGUUCCGGUUCAGCAGCAGAUACCCAGGCAAUUGCCGAUAUCGUACACUACUACCUCCAGAUGUAUGCCGUGACUGCUCAACGGCCGACCACGAAGGUUGCGGCGUCUAUGUUGCAGGAGUUGUGUUAUACGAACAAGGAUGGGCUGAGUGCUGGGUUGAUCGUGGCGGGAUACGAUCACAGGAGGGGUGGUGAGGUUUACAGCAUUCCUCUGGGAGGCAGCAUACAUAAGCAGGACUUUGCUAUUGGAGGGUCUGGGUCGACGUACAUUUACGGUUUCUGUGAUGCAAACUACAAGGAGGAUAUGUCCAAAGAGGAGGCUAUGCAGUUUGUCAAGUCUGCCGUCGCACUGGCUAUGUCGAGAGAUGGAUCUUCAGGAGGUGUUAUUCGUAUGGCAGUGAUUACGGAGACGGGAGUGGACAGGUCGUUCUACACGCAAGACGAUCCAGUGAACACGAUCCCAAGGUUCUGGGAGAAGUCGUGA
This is a messenger RNA of Saitoella complicata NRRL Y-17804, 687 nucleotides long. Its product is annotated as proteasome-domain-containing protein. Bases 1 to 687 code for a protein of 228 amino acids. Gene Ontology annotation, molecular function: threonine-type endopeptidase activity. Gene Ontology annotation, cellular component: proteasome core complex. The record is from RefSeq and is a predicted model, not a curated record. The transcript has 5 exons. NCBI's taxonomy places the organism in Eukaryota, Fungi, Ascomycota, Saitoellomycetes, Saitoellales, Saitoellaceae.